AUGACCCCCUGGCAAUCCGGGGUCCCCGCCGCCGCUACCCCGGCCGCCGCCCACGCCAUCUCGCCCACCGGCCUAUCCCUCGACGGCUCCUCCCCAUCCAUGACCUGGCGCCCCGACGAGUUUACCCUGAACCAGGGGUACCAAGAAUACCGUGACGAGCUGCGCAGCCUCAUCUUCCACACCGCGCAAUCCCACGGCGCUUCGGGCUCCGUUGCCCCGCCGCGAGACCCAGACCUCAUCGCUCUGUUAGCCGAGGAGCAGCGCCGCGAAACGGCCACCAUCCUCGCCGCGGGCGCCGGCUCCCGCGUCAAGUACCUCGCCAACUACGUGGACCAAGUCGCCCCCUGGCUCGACAUGUUCGACAGCGACCGCGCCUUCGGCACCCAAAUCACCUCCCUCGCCCGCACCUCCCCCGCCCUGCUCUACUCCGUCCUCGCCCUCUCCGCCCGCCAGACGGAGCGCAAGGCCGGCGGCCGCGCCCACUCCUUUGACAGCCUCGAGCUCUACCAGGAAGCCAUCCGCCUGCUCGCCCCGCUGCUCGAGGCCCGCGACGUCCAAGUCAUACCCAUCUGCACCCUGCUGUGCUGCCUCGAGAUGAUGUCCGCCAGCGCCCAGGAUUGGCGCAAGCACCUCGAGGGCUGCGCCGCCCUCUUCAGCACUUUCGGCGUCCACGGCUUCAGCGGCGGGCUGCUCCAAGCCGUGUUUUGGUGCUACGCUCGCAUGGACGUCUGCGGAGCCCUCAUCUCCGACGGCACCGAAUCCACCCUCCUCCCCCUUCGCAAUGGCUCACCCCUUAUCCAACGCCUCGGCCUCCCCUCCCCCAACGCCCGCGCCCUCUUCCGCGCCUCCCCGCACCCGGACAUGCACGCCAACUACGCCGUCUACCUCUGCGCCUGCGCCUGCGAGCUCCUCGCCCAACGCACCCGCUUCCUCGAGCUCGGCGAGCGCAACGGCUGCGCCGGCCCGGGCUUCGAGGACCGCUGGCUCGCCCUCUGGGACGAGCUGCAGGCCUGGCUCGCCGACCGGCCCCGGACUUCGUCCCCGCCAAGAUCGUCGAGACCAGCCCCUUUCCCGAGAUCCUCUACUCCCGCUGCCCCUCCGCCUCCGCGGCGCCCCGGCACGGGCUCCGUCGCUUCCCCGCUCUGGCACGCCAAGCGCGUCUGCGGCAUCUCUUGGACGAACCCCCACCACGGGUGCCUCAACAACGCUAUACAGCCGCUAUGGGUGGCCGGGAGACUCCUCACUCACAAGUCCGAGCACCAAGUCCUCGUACGGCUGAUUUGGAACAUUGAAGCGUUGACCGGAUGGGGUACGUGCUGGCGCAUCGCCGAUCUGGAGGAGGUGUGGGGCUAUAGGGUAAAAAGGAGCGGGUUCUAG
Molecule: messenger RNA, 1377 nt
Organism: Parascedosporium putredinis
Lineage: Eukaryota; Fungi; Ascomycota; Sordariomycetes; Microascales; Microascaceae
Source: the annotation of a GenBank genome assembly